ACAAGCAGGAAGGGGGCCUUCACCAGACACUGGAUCUGCAGCACCUUGAUCUCAGACUUCCAGCCUCCAGAACGAUCCCAGCAUGCCUUCCGAGAUACCCCAAGCAGAAGAAGGGUCUGCAGAGUGCCCGCAUCUCUCAGGGGCACCCUUGGGGAAAGGAAGCCUGGCAGAGGGGUCCCCGGAAGACAAGGAAGCCCAGGAGUGCCUGUGGAUCCGCCCCGAUGCUCCGAGCAGGUGUACCUGGCAGCUGGGCAGACCCAUCACCGACUCUCCGCAUCACCACACUGCCUUGACAAAAUCCCCCAAAAUCUUGCCGGAUAUCCUGAAGAAAAUUGGGGAUACUCCCAUGGUGAGAAUCAACAAGAUCGGGAAGAACUUUGGCCUGAAGUGUGAGCUCCUGGCCAAGUGUGAGUUCUUCAACGCGGGCGGGAGCGUGAAGGACCGCAUCAGCCUGCGGAUGAUCGAGGAUGCCGAGCAGGCUGGGAUUCUGAAGCCCGGAGACACGAUCAUUGAGCCGACGUCUGGGAACACAGGGAUCGGGCUGGCCCUGGCUGCCUCCGUGAAGGGCUACCGCUGCAUUAUCGUGAUGCCGGAGAAGAUGAGCAUGGAGAAGGUGGACAUCCUGCGGGCCCUGGGGGCCGAGAUCGUGAGGACGCCCACCAACGCCAGAUUUGACUCCCCAGAGUCACACGUGGGGGUGGCGUGGAGACUGAGGAACGAGAUCCCCAAUUCUCACAUCCUGGACCAAUAUCGCAAUGCCAGCAACCCCCUUGCUCACUACGACACCACCGCCGAGGAGAUCCUGCAGCAGUGUGAUGGGAAGCUGGACAUGCUGGUGGCUUCAGCGGGCACGGGUGGCACCAUUACGGGCGUUGCCAGGAAGCUAAAGGAGAAGUGCCCUGGAUGCAAAAUCAUCGGGGUGGAUCCCGAAGGCUCCAUCCUGGCAGAGCCCGAGGAGCUGAACCAGACGGAGCAGACAGCCUACGAGGUGGAGGGCAUCGGCUAUGACUUCAUCCCCACGGUGCUGGACCGCACGGUUGUGGACAAGUGGUUCAAGAGCAAUGACGAGGAGUCCUUCACCUUCGCCCGCAUGCUGAUCGCGCAGGAGGGGCUGCUGUGCGGUGGCAGUGCGGGCAGCGCCAUGGCCGCGGCCGUGAAGGCGGCCCAGGAGCUGCGGGAGGGCCAGCGCUGCGUGGUGAUCCUGCCCGACUCGGUCCGCAACUACAUGUCCAAGUUCCUGAGCGACAAAUGGAUGCUGCAGAAGGGCUUCCUGAAGGAGGAGGACCUCACGGUGAAGAAGCCGUGGUGGUGGCACCUCAGAGUCCAGGAGCUGAGCCUGUCAGCUCCGCUGACAGUGCUGCCCACGGUCACCUGUGAGCACACCAUCGAGAUCCUCCGAGAGAAGGGCUUCGACCAGGCGCCCGUGGUCGAUGAGUCAGGGGUGAUCCUGGGGAUGGUGACUCUGGGGAACAUGCUGUCAUCCUUGCUCGCUGGGAAGGUUCAGCCAGCAGACCAGGUUCGCAAAGUCAUCUACAGGCAGUUCAAACAGAUUCUCCUGACCGACCCACUGGGCAAGCUCUCGCACAUCCUGGAAAUGGACCACUUUGCCCUGGUGGUCCACGAGCAGAUCCAGUACCACAGCAACGGGAAGGCCAGUAAGAGGCAGAUGGUGUUCGGGGUCGUCACCGCCAUCGACCUGCUGAACUUUGUGGCUGCCCAGGAGCGAGACCGGAAGAGGAAGUCAGGAGGUGCCGUGGAGCCCAGAGCUGCCGGGGCAGCGGCGCAGCCCUGACGCCCUGCACGCCGUCCACUCGGGGGCCAGUCUUUUGCUUUCACACACACUCAACGAACAGACGUGCGAUUUUUGACUGCCUGGCGCUGGGCAUUGCUCUGCAUGACGGGUGGCGAGGAGUGGGUGCGGGGUGCUUAGCCUGGGGCCAGCACGAGUGCUCCAGUUUUCCUUUUAGUAACGCUUGGCUACCUGAAUGAAUCUAUUUAUGGUUUAUUAGGUCAGAUGUGUUUUUCUUUAAGUAUCUCUUCCAAUGUUUCAACAAGGAAAUCUCAUUAAAAGAACUCAGCCAGGCGAUGACCCUGUGCAGGGGCUGGGGCA
Molecule: messenger RNA, 2110 nt
Organism: Ceratotherium simum simum (southern white rhinoceros)
Lineage: Eukaryota; Metazoa; Chordata; Mammalia; Perissodactyla; Rhinocerotidae
Source: RefSeq, a predicted model, not a curated record